AUGGAGCCAGGCUCUAAGUUAGUUUCUAGGCCUGACUGGGAACCUGAGCCACACCAGACACCUAUCACCCAGUCAGAGUCUGGGCCAGAAAAGACACCCACAGCUCAGCCAGCAUCUAAGGCUCAGCAGGGACCCGAUACCCAACAGAAGCGCACUGCACAGCAAAGACCCCUUGCCCAACAUGAAGCUGAAUCCCAGCAGGAACCUCGAGCACAGCAAAAAUCUGCUUUGCAGCAGGAAUUUCUUGCCCCACAGGAGCCUGCACCACAGCAGUCACCUCCCAUCCAAAGGCUGCCCUUCAGGAAACAGGAAGCUGCCUCACAGCACAGACCUGGGCCGGGAAAAGAUUCUAGAACUCAACAGGAGCUGGUAUUGAGAGAGGGAGCUGGAGCCCAGGUAGGACCUGGACCCCAAAAUGGACCACCUGCCCAGACAGAACUGAGGUCCCAAGAGAGACGGAGACAGUCAGACCCUACAGCUCAGCACGCAGCUCCAGCCCAGGGAGCCAAAUCCCAAGAGGGAUCUUUGGCCGAGUGGCAAUUUCUGUCAAAACCAAACGAACCAUCCAUGCAGCAACCGGCCUCAGAACAUAAGACAUUUCUUGAACGGGUAGUAGAUUCUGGUACAGAUUCGGAUUUAGGGUUUACGUUAGAGACCAAUUCGCCAGCCAAGAGGGGUGGAACAGUGGCCCAGGGAAUGAAGCCGGUCUUCAAGGGGAAACCUGGUUAUGAAGUGAUGUCGGGAUUUGAUGGGACGUCAUUACCCAGUAAGAAAACCAGCAGCCAGAACCCCAGACGCUACCGGAACCCAGCCUCACGGCUCUCGCACAGAAUGGACCUGCACACAGUGACACAGUCGCUGGUGACCCUGGCAGAGGACAACAUGGCCUUCUUCUCCAGCCAGGGCCCUGGGGAGACAGCACGGCGGCUGUCAGGCGUCUUUGCAGGUGUUCGGGAACAGGCACUGGGGCUGGAGCCAACCCUGGGCCGCCUGCUGAGCGUGGCACACCUCUUUGACCUGGACGCAGAGACGCCGGCCAACGGGUACCGCAGCCUGGUGCACACAGCCCGCUGCUGCCUGGUGCACCUGCUGCACAAAUCCCGCUACGUGGCCUCUAACCGCCGCAGCAUCUUCUUCCGUACCAGCCACAACCUGGCCGAACUCGAGGCCUACCUGACCGCUCUCACCCAGCUCCGUGCUCUGGCCUACUACGCUCAGCACCUGCUGGCCACCAACCAGCCCGGGAAGCUCUUCUUCGAGGGUGAUGAGAGGGUCAUUGCCGACUUCCUGCAUGAGUACAUCACUCUGCACAAGGGCUGCUUCUAUGGCCGCUGCCUGGGCUUCCAGUUCACGCCCGCCAUCCGGCCAUUCCUGCAGACCAUCUCCAUCGGGCUGGUGUCCUUCGGGGAGCACUACAAACGCAACAAGACGGGCCUGAGUGUGACAGCCAGCUCCCUCUUCACCGGUGGCCGCUUUGCCAUCGACCCAGAGCUGCGUGGGGCCGAGUUUGAGCGGAUCGUACAGAACCUGGACGUGCACUUCUGGAAAACCUUCUGGAAUAUCACAGAGAUCCAGGUGCUAUCGUCUCUAGCAAACAUGACAUCGGCUACCGUAAGGGUAAGCCGCCUGCUCAGCCUGCCACCCAUCACCUUUGAAAUGCCGCUGACUGCUGACCCCAAGGUCAUGGUCACCAUCUCACCCCCACUGGCCCACACAGGCCCCGGGCCUGUCCUCGUCAGGCUCAUCUCCUAUGACCUGCGUGAAGGACAGGACAGUGAGGAGCUCAGCAGCCUGGGGAGGUCCGAGGGCCCCAGAAGCCUGGAGCUGCGGUCCCGCCCCCAACAGGCACCCCGUUCAAGGUGCCUGGUAGUGCACAUCCAUGGCGGCGGCUUCGUGGCCCAGACCUCCAAAUCCCAUGAGCCUUACCUCAAGAGCUGGGCCCAGGAGCUGGGCGCCCCCAUCCUCUCCAUCGACUACUCCCUGGCCCCCGAGGCCCCCUUCCCCCGGGCGCUGGAGGAGUGCUUCUACGCCUACUGCUGGGCCGUCAAGCACUGUGCCCUCCUUGGCUCAACAGGUGAGCGGAUAUGCCUCGCAGGAGACAGCGCAGGCGGGAAUCUCUGCUUCACCGUGUCCCUUCGGGCAGCAGCCUAUGGGGUGCGGGUGCCGGAUGGCAUCAUGGCAGCCUACCCGGCCACAAUGCUGCAGGCUACCGCCUCUCCUUCCCGCCUUCUGAGCCUCAUGGACCCCCUGCUGCCCCUCAGCAUGCUCUCCAAGUGUGUCAAUGCCUAUGCUGGUGGGGAGACCGAGGACCACUGUGACUCGGACCAGAAGGCGCUGGGCAUGGUGGGGCUGGUGCAGCGGGACACAGCCCUGCUCUUCCGAGACCUCCGCCUGGGUGCCUCCUCGUGGCUCAACUCCUUUCUGGAGCUGAGCGGGCAGAAGUCCCACCCGAACUCGGUGCCCAUAGCAGAGCCAAUGCGGUGCAGUGUGUCUGAAACAGCACUGGCCCAGCCUGAGAGCCCAAAGGGAACGGACUCCCUCAAGCGCCUGACGCUGCAUGACCUGAGCCUAAGGGGCAGCUCUGAGACACCAGACACCGCGGAGCUGUCACUGUCAGCGGAGGCACGUGGCCACUCCACACCCUCAGCCGUCAACUUCUUACUUCGGCCUGAGGAUGCAUCUGAAGAAUCUGAGGCCGGGGAUGAGCUGAGCACCAAGGAUAGAGUGUAUGCUGCCUUCCCUGAGGGUUUCCACCCCAGGCGCUCCAGCCACGAUGUCAAACGGGUGACGCUCUACUCGUCGCCCAUCCUCAAGAAUCCCUUCAUGUCACCGCUGCUGGCACCUGACAGCAUGCUGCAGACCCUGCCACCUGUGCACAUCGUGGCGUGCGCGCUGGACCCCAUUCUGGACGACUCAGUCAUGUUCGCGCGGCGGCUACGCAGCCUGAGCCAGCCCGUGACGCUGCGCGUGGUGGAGGACCUGCCGCACGGCUUCCUGAGCCUGGCGGCGCUGUGCCAGGAGACGCGGCAGGCCGCGGCGCUGUGUGUGGAGCGCAUCCGCCUCGUCCUCAAUCCGCCGGGCCCGCCGGUCUGAGCCGUGGGACGGAGCCUGGCCACGCGGGGAGAGGGGGGCUGCCGGGGGCUACACUAAAGGCCUCUCGUACCCAUCUGCUCAGGGCUCCGCAGUGAAUGCGCCUCGGAAAGGGCGGCGGGGACCCCUGCCACGCCUCCCGGCCCAUCCGGCCCCUCCCUCGGGCCGGGCGGAAGGGGGCGGGCUGUGCCUUAAAUCGAGGGUGCGGCAAGGGGGGGCGGGGCGAGGGCCCCCGAAAGCUAACACCCUGGCCUGCGGGAGGGGGACGCCCAGAAAGCAUCUCCGAGACAGCUGGACUUGCACUCCACCACUGCCUUCUGCUGCCGCGACCGCCGCAGGGGCGGAGCCUGACCCUACUUUGCAGGACGGUUUGCUUUGUUUGCUUUUUGUAAAUAAAAGUAUUUAAUUA
Molecule: messenger RNA, 3499 nt
Organism: Lagenorhynchus albirostris (white-beaked dolphin)
Lineage: Eukaryota; Metazoa; Chordata; Mammalia; Artiodactyla; Delphinidae
Gene: LIPE
Product: lipase E, hormone sensitive type
Exons: 10
Coding region: 1-3093 (1030 amino acids)
Biological process (GO): triglyceride catabolic process; cholesterol metabolic process
Cellular component (GO): cytosol
Molecular function (GO): sterol ester esterase activity; triacylglycerol lipase activity
Source: RefSeq, a predicted model, not a curated record